AUGAAGAUUGCUUGUGUUCUGGUUUUAGCAUUGACGUACGGAUAUGCUAACGCAUAUGUCGUGGAUAGAUUAACCAUGCCAGCUGUGGUGUUCGACAGCGGAUGUGGAUGCAGAUGUGGAUGUACUCCCCCCAUAGACUACGGAUGCAUGACCUUAAUGUCUCCUUACGGAUGUAGCUCUAGUUGCGGAUAUUCCGUUUCAGACAUGCCUUUAAUUGGUUAUGAUACAAGCAUAUGUCAAAGAUCGUUCUGUCCAAUAUUGGACAUGGGUGUGGCAUAUCCGCUUAUGGAUUCAGGAUGUCUAUUCCCGGAUGUAUAUGAAAUAUCCUAUCCUCGGGGUUGUGGAUGUGGAUGCGGAUGCGGAUGCGGAUGCGGAUGUGGAUGCGGAUGCGGAUGCGGAUUAGUGUUUUCAGAUUGUGUCCCUGUACCUCCACUACCUCCAGUAAUUGGUUGUCCGAAAUAUUUAAGACAAAUUACUUUACCGCCCCCAUUUUUA
Messenger RNA from Brenthis ino (lesser marbled fritillary), 495 nucleotides. NCBI's taxonomy places the organism in Eukaryota, Metazoa, Arthropoda, Insecta, Lepidoptera, Nymphalidae. The record is from the annotation of a GenBank genome assembly.